Molecule: messenger RNA, 4342 nt
Organism: Vollenhovia emeryi
Lineage: Eukaryota; Metazoa; Arthropoda; Insecta; Hymenoptera; Formicidae
Exons: 2
Coding region: 84-3779 (1231 amino acids)
Biological process (GO): regulation of DNA-templated transcription
Cellular component (GO): nucleus
Source: RefSeq, a predicted model, not a curated record
UGCAGCAGUUCCUCAGGUUCGCCGAGACGCGUCCGUUUGUGCAGCAGCUGCUGCUGGCCGCCGGCACGCCGGGUACGGAUGCUAUGUCACCGAGCAGACGACCUUCGCCACCGACGAUGCCACUAGCACACCUGCCGCCCCCGUUGCACAUGCUUCACUGCGGCCUACCACCGCCGGGUUCCCGGCUGCCACCCCCGUUGCCGCCGCCCCCGCCGCCGCCGUCGUCGUCGUCGAUCUCGCAUCCCUCGAUAUCGCCAACGGCGCAGAAGCACUACUCGUCGGCGGGGAACCCCAGUGUCACCAGCAGAGCGAACUCGCCCCCGCGCUCCCUCGCGGACUCGCAUCUAACGGUGUCGCCGUUGAAUCGGCUGCAGAGCAUGCAGCCGUUCGACUUCCGGAAACUGGGCACCCUCGGGCUGCCGGCGUUCCCGCCGUUACCGCCGCCGCCCCCGUCCACGGAGCAGCUCCUGCAAAACCGGAAGUCCAUGAGGAAUCCGCAGAGUCCCCACAGUCCGCCUCAUCACUCGUCCGUGGCGUCGCAGCUGCAGAGGCCGCAUAUGCCGGUCGCUCCGGUCACCUCGUCGGCGUUGACCUUCGGCCAUCCGCUCUCGGUCGCGGUCUCUUCCGGCGCGCUACCGCCGAGCUUUCCGCACUUCCCGCCACCGCCGAUGGGCAAAUCGCCUGGCAGCAUCGUCGGGCUAACCGUGCCCGUGGACGUACACAGCGGCGGCGAGAAGAGCAGCGAGUUCGGCUCGGAGGAGGACGAGGACGACGAGGACAACUCCGACAGCGCGUUGAACCUCAGCAGACGGGACUCCGGUAUGUCGAAGCACGCCAUUUGCUCCGAGCAACGGCAUCCGCCGCCGUUAUCGCUCCAGGCGACGCCGUUGGGCAGGCCGCCCGGUAUACCUGGCAGGAAGCCGCACUCUCCGGGCAAGCGACCGGGCGGCCAAUGGAGCGCUGCCGCGAACUUGCCGCCGAACCUCGGCACACCCUUCAUCAAUCCCACCACCGGCAAGAAGCGCGUGCAGUGCAACGUCUGCCUCAAGACCUUCUGCGACAAGGGCGCCCUGAAGAUCCACUUCAGCGCGGUGCACCUGCGCGAGAUGCACCAGUGCACGGUCAAGGGCUGCAGCAUGAUGUUUAGUUCGCGCAGAUCGCGCAAUCGACACAGCGCGAAUCCAAAUCCCAAGCUGCACUCGCCGCAUUUACGCCGCAAGAUCUCCCCGCACGACGGCCGCUCGUCCAUGGCGCACGCCCUGGUGCUGCCGCCGCAGGUGGGACUCCCGGUACCCGCUACCGGGCUGAAUCACCUGCCCUUCGGCACGUUCCCGUUGCUCACGCCGCCGCCGGAUCUCCGCUCGCCGGCGUCGCUGUGCGCGCUGGACUUCAAGCAUUUAGACCUGUCGUGCACGCAGGGUCAGGGCAGACCGUACGACGAGGCGCUGCAGCAGAGGAUGUCGAACCCGGGUCUGUCGACGACCACGGCCUCGACGACGAUGCCGGUGCCGAUGUCGAACGCCGCGUCAAUCACCACCACAACGAUGGCGCGCGGCCCGUAUUCCGGUGGCGGCGGCGGCGGCGGCGUCUCGCCAUCCACCCAGGCGUCGUCCAUGAUACCGGAGGGCGAGGACGACGACGACGACGACGGUGGCGGUAUCGUCGUGGUCGCGGAAGACGAGACCAGCAAUCUGCCGUCGAGAUUGCAGCCGUUGCGCGCCGACGACGACGAGCAGCCGGCCGACUUCAGUCUGGCGAAGCGGCCGAAGCUCUACUUCGGCGACACCGCCGACGAGGACAACGCCAGUAAUCCCGACAGCAACGAGGACAACGACUCGAUGGGCACGGUCGAGCAGCAGCCCUUCUCCGUGAACCAGCACUCGCUCAACUCGAGUUCCUUCCACAGCCGGGGCGUGCGCAAGAGAAAAUCUCAGCACCCCACGAGGUGCGCCGUGCCGGCGGAAGUGCACUCCUCGUCUACCGAUGGCGACUCUUCCAACGACGAGGAGCAGCGAGUUCAACGGCGGUGUCUGUCGGACGGCGUCGUUGCACCAAUAGCGGACUUUCAGAAUCAACCGGAGGACAUGUCGAUGUCCAGGCUUGAGGCGGAGGAGCGGAAGAUGCUGCCCGGCUCGCCAAGGAACCAAAAAGGUGGCUUUCACGAUCGCGAGUCGAACUCGCGCUCUCCGGACGCCGGCAUUAGAGAGCGCGAGGUGGCGGCGGCUAGCAAUCGUCGCGGCGACACCCUCUCCUCUCAAGACAACGCGGAGGAGCUACCUCAGGAUGAGCCGCGUGACUUAAGUUCGAGGGCGAGCUCGGUUAAGUCUCCGAAGCGGCAGAUCACCCCGGAACCAAAGACCGACAACGCGCCGUCGUCGAGUACCACGUCGAGCGGGGCGACGACGGCGACGACGACGAUGACGACGACGGCGGCGACGAAGGAUCUCGACGCGACGUCGUCGGAGCUGAAAGAUCGACGACUGAGCGCGGAGAGCGACGAAACGACAACAAGGGUAAAGGAGGAGGCGAUCUCGAAGAAGGAAUCCGCCGAGGUGACGCAGGAGGAUGGGAGGCCGGCGAACAACGAGGAGCACCAGGAGGACGAGGAGGACGACGAUGAUGAGCCCAUGGAGGAAGUCGAGGAGGAUGAUGAUGAGGAGGAGGAGGUGGACGACGCGCUGCGCAAUCCAGAAGGUGAGCGUCCCGAUGAUCCCCCCCGUGCCCCGAGCUCGGUCGACAGCCGUCCGACGACAGCCGACGACCUCUCCCACGACUCCUCGACCAACACUUUGCGUCAACUCGAGUCCUUGUCGCAGGGUCGAUGCGCGAUGCCGUACGCCGAGACGCAGCGGGUGGCUUCGAGGUCUGGCCGCGGCUCUACCAGCCCUAUCAGCCUCACGACCCACCAGGAGAUCACCAUGGACAACUCCUCACGUGGCUCUCGUUCAUCCAGCGCCUCACCCUCCACAGCGGCCAUGGAUACGGACAAUAGCCUGAUCACGUACGCGCGUUACGAGAACGGCGGUUUCGUCAGCACCCAGGAAGUGCCGCUCGACCGUGAGAAUCCGCGCCGUUGCACCGCCUGCGGCAAGGUCUUUCAGAAUCACUUCGGCGUAAAGACCCACUAUCAGAACGUCCACCUCAAACUGAUGCACCGGUGCAGCGUGGACGGCUGUAACGCGGCCUUCCCCUCGAAACGAUCUCGCGAUCGCCACUCGGCGAAUCUCAACCUGCACCGGAAACUGCUGUCGACCUCGUCGAGCCCGCCGCUUUCCUCCAGCCUGCCGCCGAGCCUGUCGCCGCGCAUCGACGACUCGCAGAUGAAUCCGCUGCUGCACAAUGAGUUCCUGGCAAGACUCUACGCGGACGCCAGUAUCGGCGCGUUGGGUGCCUACCCCUUAGCACCCGGACUAUCAUCCGCGGUCGACCUGGCAGCCCGGAUACCACCGCCGCACCCGCUCCUGCUGCCGCCGCAUCUCGGCGCCACGUUUCCGGGUCUGUCCUCAUUCGCGUCUCACUUUGCUGGCCUGAACGGCCUCACCCAUCAGCAUCUCAAUCACCUGACGAGACUGACCCAGGAGCAGGGAAACAGGCACGCGUCCGUCUCAGGCUCGCCUGUGUCCUCGCCGGGCUCGGACGAUCGUAAGGAGGAGGGUGCCAGGUGCACCGUACCCGGCUGCGAGCGCGUUUUCGGCUCCCGGGCCGUGCGGGACGCGCACUCCAGGGACCCCCAGGCUCACCGUGACCUGCCGAUCUUGUCCUCUAGCGGCGGCUCGUGACCGAUCUCGUUCUGCGGCCGCGGACACGAUUAUUAUCCUCUACUGUGAUGCCAAAAUCCUAACUCGGCGACUCGAUUCGGCCGAUCGAUCACCGAUGAUCUCGUUUCUAACUAGGAUCGGCAGACCUAGACGCGGUCUUCCCCACGAACGGGGCACGCUUGUUGCCCUAUUCGAACGUGCGUAAAAACGUGCAAUAUCGAGCGGAGUGCGUGCGGAAUGAUCGACCAUCAACGUGGCUGACGUCAAGCGGUCUCGUUGAUCAACGCCUGCCCAUGGAGUGAACGAGCCAGUUCCAGUGCGGUAAUAUCUGCCUGCCAGUUCUUCCCAUUUCUCAGAUUUAUACGUCAGAAUACAACACGCGAGUUGUUGGGCUAAUCUAGUCAAUUUGGAAAUCUCGAUUUCGUGCGUUGUCGGAAACGACGGUAGGAGUCGCGCGCUGGGUCGCUGCCGCUUUUAUUUCGCUCGAUUAAUCGGACUAAUAUGCAACAUUUUCAAUAAUGCAAAUAUCCAAUUUCAAUAAUAAUGAUAUUGCGAUUAUUAAAUCAAUUAUUAAAUCAAGAGAA